This is a messenger RNA of Aptenodytes forsteri (emperor penguin), 955 nucleotides long. RefSeq names its product SWI5 homologous recombination repair protein (gene SWI5). Bases 1 to 291 code for a protein of 96 amino acids. Gene Ontology annotation, cellular component: Swi5-Swi2 complex; Swi5-Sfr1 complex. Gene Ontology annotation, biological process: double-strand break repair via homologous recombination. The record is from RefSeq and is a predicted model, not a curated record. The transcript has 4 exons. Lineage: Eukaryota; Metazoa; Chordata; Aves; Sphenisciformes; Spheniscidae.
AUGCCACCUAUCCCAUCUCCACGGUCCUGCCAACCUAAUGGAGCCAAUGAAGAAGCCCUGCGGUAUGAAAUCAAAGAGCUGAAACAGAAGGACCUUGCUCUAGACCAGGAAAUUGCACAAUUAUUGUCUGAAGGCUACAGCCUGGAGGAACUGGAGAAGCACAUCUCUCUGCUCCAUGAGUAUAAUGAUAUUAAAGAUGCUGGACAGAUGCUGCUGGGCAAGCUGGCUGUUAUCCGAGGGGUUACUACAAAGCAGCUCUACCCUGAAUACGACCUGGACCUAAGCGACUAGUACUGAACCUGAAGACUGCCACGUCCUGCAAAAAUGACUGUUACCAGGCCGUUACGUUUUGGUGUCAUAUCGGUUUAGAAGUGAUACAAGGUGGCCUCGGAAGUAUGUAUUGCAACAGAGUGUGGGUUAACAGCCUUAUUUCUAAGAAGCUUUGGAACAUGAAAGUUGUUGAAUCUGUCAGCUGUUUCCUGCUUGUGGGAAAGGGACGUAGGACUGUGGAUAAUUUUGUCUACUACCUGAUCAACAGGUUUUUUUAUUUUUUAUUGGAAAGGUUUUAAUUCAGGUUGACAUUAAGACUCUUUCCAUCGAGCCUUUGCUUCUCUACAACAUCCAGGGGCUAUUUGGAUACACUAAUCUGCAGGUGGAAGCAGCUACUACUGAAUGGAUAGAGGAAGCGCAGGCGUACAAAUGUGCAGUGUAAUAGCUGCUUUGAAAGAAAAGAAAAAACCCUCAGGAGUAAGGAGGGAAGAAGGCUGAAGUUGUGGUGGUUUGGGGGUUUUGUUUUGUUUUAUGAUCAAAUCUGGGUAAGUCUGGAUGUUCUGCGUUUUUGUACUUAACUGCUCUGGUAUCUAGAGGUUUUGUAUCAUUUCUGCAGUAAAUGACAAAAUGUGAAGUUGUGUUGAACUGUCCAGUCUGAAUAAAGCAGCUAUUGCAUUUCUCAGUG